This is a messenger RNA of Amoebophrya sp. A120, 3017 nucleotides long. The record is from the annotation of a GenBank genome assembly. Lineage: Eukaryota; Dinophyceae; Syndiniales; Amoebophryaceae.
AGAUGUGCAAACCCAGAAGACGCAAGGCGCUAUUGUAGGUCAAGUGAAGCCAGCAGGUCCUCUGCACGAAUCAGAUGUUGAUCGACAACAUGUAUCGAACAAUGGAAAACCUCAAAAACUUCCCGUUUGCAAAAUGGCCACUGUGCUGAUAGAGCCAACAGCUAUGGGGAGCUUUGGCGUGGGAGCGCGGCGGCCGACUGCGGCUGCCGGCAGCAACAUCAUAGGGAGUGUUUCGCAACGUGGGUGUGCGCGAAUUCGUCAUCAGCCUGAUCAGAAAAGCGGGAGCUGUAUCUUUGUUUGCGCAGUCGCCUCUUCUUCGUCCCUGCGGCGACAGGCACAGCGACUUUUUUUGCGCAACGCGUCCGCAAGCGGAAGAGGAAGAGCCGACGUGCCCCCUGCCGCUCCCUCUCACGUCCUGCUGUCCCCGCAAAAAAAUGCAGGAGUUGGUCUUCACCAGACGCAAGCGCUGAGGAUGGAGGAGCAGCGAGUGCAUGGUGACGUCGACACAGCCGACGUUCUGCGGAAGAAUGAGCUAGUGCAAGCACCGCUGACGUGGCAACACGGGGGUAUGGACUCAAACCAGCAAGGGACUGUGGACGUGCAAAACUCCUCUCCAGCAGUUGUCACUCUGUAUGCCAAUCCGAUUUGUCGGCAGAUGGACGCGCUGCUUCUAAGGGCCGCAACGCUAGACGACAUUCUCUCUCUCCUCGUUUCCCAUCGCGGCGUGCUGUUUGUGCACAAUCUUGUAACGGCGUUAACGCAGCUGUCGAAUCUCGGAAAGAUGACUGGCGCGGAGAGAGUGCGAUCUGAGUAUGACGUGGAUUUCUUGAGCAACGCACAAGUUACCAAAACGCUACACGACAGGAAAAUCAACGAGUACUCGCCCGAGAUCCACAGCCGACUUCUGCGCGACGACCGGUUUGAACUUUUGUUGCGUGACCUCAGGGACCACGUCCCAAAGAUGCACGCGAGCGCGAUCCUCGCAAUCCAAACAGCGCUGCGCUCGCUCGACCACCGACCGCUGCCAUUAUGGAGCCGGAUGCUUGGGGUGCUGGGGCGCGGGAGUGUGGCAAGUCCGAGUCUUAGUUUUUCUUCUUGGGAGCAAGCUGGGAAGCAGGUCGCAAAAAUCGAACUUGAUACAGCUCCCAUGGUAUCUUUUCCUGAUCACACUACUAUAGCUGAUGAUAAUCCUUCCUUUCCGCACAACGAUACCCCGACGGCGAUCGCAUUGCUGCAAAACUUUCAGUGGUGCGGAUAUUACGGAAGCAACCGGUUCUACCAGAACUGUGUCGCUCUUUUCCAACGGGAGCUCGUGACGUGCUCCAUGGAAAACCUAACGAGAAUAGCCGAAUUCUACGCGAAUCUGGAUGCCUAUGAGGCGGUCAUCUUUCGCUUGGUCAAUAGCAGAAUAACUCAAAUACUAGGCGAGGCUGAUGAAGAUGAUGGGAAGACCGAGCUACCAUCACGUUUCCAUGCGCAUUCUGAGUUUGAAAGCGAAAUCUCCAUCGAGCAGGCCUCACGGCUGCUGGUCGCUUGCACGAAGCACGCACAGCCGCGGCACGUGGAACGAGGCUGCUGGCUCCUGGGCGAGAAGGUGUUGCUGCCUUUUUUGGAGAGCCAGCCCCUAGGCAGAAUGAUCGUGCACCAGGGCAAACAGGAUUAUUCGCUGCUUUCUCAGUACUGCAAGGGCGUCCGCGCGCUGCGACAAAUUGGGAUCUGCAUGCCGCGGCUAUCCUCCGGUGUCCUACGUGUCGCCGGUUUUGCGUGUCGAGUGGAAAAUCGAAGGAGGACACGUUCGAUUCGGCCAGAUAUGGCCUGCGGCUUGCUGGAAACUGUGGGCUAUUUCGGUGCUUGGACCACAUCCGAAGCGGUCCAAGGCGGAAGUGCUCACAAUGUUGCUGCGCCUGGUAAGAACGUUGACAACUCUAGAGGAACUUCUGUAUUUGACAUACAGUCGACCGCUUGCAAAGCGGCCCUAGACAGUCACAUAGCGCCCUUGCUUCUCUACGUCGAGCGACACGUUGACCUGGUCACGGAGCAAGGUGCGAUCGACGCGACAUUUUUUCUCGCAUCCGCCGGGGGAGAAAAAAUCCAGCGAUACAAGUACCUCUUACGCCUUCUGUUCCAGAAAAUUGGACAAGGUACCAUAUGGGAAAGGCAGAAGCGGAAGGUGUUUACGCUUUUUCUCGCGCAGUGCCUGCAGUUCCCGCACUUGGAUGCGCAGCUGCCGUCGCGCUGUUUGAACGAAGGGCUGCGCGCCUGGAGCCUUCACCGUACGGACAACAGCGAGUUGGCACAGGAGCUGUGCGGCCUGCUGGUCCAACAAGCGAAACAAAGACAGGCAGAUGAGGCGGUUAGUAAAAAUGGCAAGUCCCUGCCAGCUGGUGGUUUCAAUCCAGACCGCUCUGUAAUACUUCCAGAAGCAAACAGUGCCGAAGAGGCGAGCAAGAACGGAGGCGAUGUGAGCAUGAGCCACGGCGAGGAAAUAAAAACUCUUCCUGACCUAGACUUUUUCCUCGGCGCGCCUUCGGAAGUUGUCCUGCAGUAUUACUUCGAAGACACUCCCUACACCGUCGACCUGUAUUUUCCCCGUUUGCGCACCGGCGUGGUUUUCACAAACGAGAUGUCCAGGUCCUUAAGCUCGUCGAUACAUGAAAAAGCGCAAACUACCUUCCCCGCGGGCGGACACCGGCUCCAGGCCGUGCAUCUACGGGAGCGAGGGUAUAACUUGCUGACUCUUCCAACAAGCGAUUGGCGUAACAUGAGUGCGGCUGAGAAAGAACUGACUGCGGCACAGUUGUGGGAGAAAAUCCGAAAUCAGAAAUUUGCCUCAGUCACUCCUACAAGUCCUUGCAACUAGAAGCUGAAGUACAAGUUCGAUUUCCACCCUAGAAACGCUUGCUCUUCCCCUCCCUCAUCGCAAAAAAUGCACAGCGUGACGAGCUCGUUUUGUUGCUUUUCGUGCAUGUAUGAUUCAGCUGCUCAUUCAUAGAGAAGAACGAAAAAUCUCAAUUGAU